Molecule: messenger RNA, 558 nt
Organism: Suillus subaureus
Lineage: Eukaryota; Fungi; Basidiomycota; Agaricomycetes; Boletales; Suillaceae
Exons: 4
Source: RefSeq, a predicted model, not a curated record
AUGGCCUUCAGCCUCAAAAACUACUUGCUGUAUUCCCCGUAUUUUUGUUUCUGUAUACCAGUGCGAUUCGGAUUCGUGCUACUGACUUGUCUGUCCUUCCUCUUUUCGGGUUUACUAUCUGUUUUGGUGUGGUUUGAACUGUCUCGUGCGUAUUCGUAUUCACUCACUAGUCAGGAGAAAUCCUCCUUUUGGGCUGUGGGCAUCAUAGAAACUAUAUUGCUUGCUGUGUCUGUCAUUGGGUUCAUUGGCGCGGUUGCACGCAAGCAACGAUUUGUCGCAGUUUACGCAUACUUCGUCUAUAUCCAUCUUCUCCUCAAUGUCAUUGUCGGCAUCUACUUCCUCGUUACCAUCCGCCAGAGCAACCGACAACAGCUAGUUGACGAAUGCUAUACUGUAUUCUCCAACAAUCCAUCUGAAUCCAACUGUCAAAGCCUCAUGAAUGUCUCAACAUACGUAUUCAUUGCUGUGGUAUCACUUGUAUUGCUUCUUGAACUAUACGGUGCUCUCAUCGCCACUCGCUAUCUUAACACACUCACAAAGCAGAAGAAGGUCGAACAC